AGAGGGGUGAAGGAAAAGCAAAGAUUCCAAGUGAGUGAGAAUUGUAAAAAGUAAGUAGAGUUGAUUGAAUCAAAGAUCAUAAGAGAUUACCCAUUGUGGUCAUAGUUUCUCUUUUGUCUCAAAAUCAGAGCAGAUUCGAGGUUCAAAAUUCCAACUCCCUUCUCCAUUAACACAAAAAACUCUUUUCUCUCUCCUACGCAGCCAUCACGUGUCUAUCUCAGGUACUUCAUCGUGUUUUUCGCUUCUACUCUGCAUCCACCACCCCACCAGCGAGACACUGGCUCAGAAAAUAAUACACCCACAUCACAAGGACGCAGAGCGACACAGGAGGAGCGGAGAUUUCUGGACUGAAAACUCACUCAAAUUCGAUCAAGACUCUUUCUUUCUUUCAUUUUUUUUAAGCAAAAAUGCAAAAUGGGUUCGUACUCAGAGUUGCAGGCUUUUCCACAGCCGUCUUUACCAUUAUUACCACUAUCAUUAUUACCAUGCACAAAGAAAGUUAUAGAGUAGUGGCUACAGCUAAGUCGGGUUGCUCUUCCUCGGUGCCCUCGUUGCCGCCGCCUUGCCCAAAGUCUCCACCUGAGUAUCCAGAUUUGUAUGGCAAGCGCAGGGAAAUGGCUAAGGUGCAGAUGCUUGAGAGAGAAAUUGGUUUUCUAGAGGAGGAACUAAAAUCUGUUGACAGUCUGCAGCCCGCAUCCAGAUGCUGCAAAGAGGUCACUGAAUUUGUGGUUGCUAACCCGGAUCCUUUAAUGCCAACAAAUCGAAAGAAUCGAAGGUCUUGUCGAUUCUGGAAGUGGCUGUGUGGAAUACCCUGCUUUAAUUUCUCAUGGAUUUGUUGUUGCUGCUACUCGGGAUGCUCUUUGCGCAUACACUUGCCCCGCUGUUGUGACUGCAACUGCAACUGUGAUCCAUGUGACUUAUGUAACUGCUGUUCAUGUAUUCGCUGCCCAGCACCCAAUUGGCGGUGUUGCUCUUGCCGGAGCUGUUGCCCUUUCCCUUGCUCUUGCUCUUGCUGUUGCCCUUGCUCUUGCUCUUGUCCUUGCUCUUGCUCUUGUCCUAGAUCCAGUUGCUGUAGAAACAUUUCAUGCUGCAGUGACUGCUGCACGUGUGGAUUUCCUUCGUGCCCAGAUUGCUCUUGCUGCAGAUGUUCAUUCCCAGAAUGCAGUUGUUGCACAUGGUUAUGCUGUUGUCCUAGAUGGACAUUCUCUGCUCCUAAAUGUCCUAAAAGCCCCAAGUGUCCUGAGAUUUGAGCUGAACCCUUGAGACAUGGUGAUUCAUUCAUGCACAUCCAUAAUUCAAAUAUAUGGACCUACCAAAUACUGGUGCAAAUUAAUUGAACUGGCAAGCCAUAUUCUUGAUGGCUGAUGGUUGCUGCUGGCCUCUAGCUUCCUGCAAAGACUGAAACUACAGGGAGUUGUCUUUUUCUUCACUUCUAUAAAUUAUAGCUAUUCAAGAUAAGGUUAUAUACGGGCCGGCUUUCUAUCUGUCAAUAAUACAAGAAGGACAGCAGGGUUGCAAUAGUGGUAAGCUUAUCAAACAAAGAACCAAUAAUUUAAGUUUUAGAGCAUCAACUUUGCUGACCAUUACUAGUAUUAGAAAUAAAUAGUGUCAAGAGAACAUUCAGUCAACUGGUGAAGAAUAAUACAUAGUUUCUGUGCAAAA
Messenger RNA from Hevea brasiliensis (rubber tree), 1662 nucleotides. Its product is annotated as guanine nucleotide-binding protein subunit gamma 3. The transcript is spliced from 7 exons. Bases 408 to 1250 code for a protein of 280 amino acids. The record is from RefSeq and is a predicted model, not a curated record. NCBI's taxonomy places the organism in Eukaryota, Viridiplantae, Streptophyta, Magnoliopsida, Malpighiales, Euphorbiaceae.